Molecule: messenger RNA, 1580 nt
Organism: Quercus lobata
Lineage: Eukaryota; Viridiplantae; Streptophyta; Magnoliopsida; Fagales; Fagaceae
Product: BNR/Asp-box repeat family protein
Exons: 10
Coding region: 90-1307 (405 amino acids)
Source: RefSeq, a predicted model, not a curated record
UAUAUUUAUUUGUAAAUGUAGAAACUUUAAAUAAAUAAAAAGAAGCUCAGAUGAAACCCAUUCUAUGAAAAUUGGGAAGUGAAAAAUCAAUGGGUGGAAGCAUUGUGUUGGUUCUACUGCUGUCCUUGUUUUUACUAUUAUUUUCAGUCUUUAAUGUGUCUGAUUUUCAUGACCCAUUAUCUGAAUUUGGAAGCAGCUUCAGUUCCAAUCCUCAAUUCUUCAGUUUGAAUCCCACAUUGCACAACCAUCACUUGCUGAAUUCUUUUCAAGACCUUUUCACCAGGAAAUUGGUUGCAUAUGCAGGGACAAACAACGGAAAUUCAGCUCCCAAGAGUUCAAAUAUGAGAAAUGAUAGUUACAUUGAAGGGCCAUUGGUAGAGGAGCUCACAUUUCCUGCAAAUUCUGCUCCAUUCAAUAGCUGUCAUGCUUCUACCAUUGUUGAGGUUGAGAAAGAUCACUUUUUGGUUGCCUAUUUUGGGGGUUCACUAGAGGGGGCUCCUGAUGUGAAAAUUUGGUUGCAACGCUACAAGAAUGGCAGCUGGCAGUCACCUAUUGUCGUUGAUGAACAAGAAGAUGUUCCGCUGUGGAACCCUGUGCUAUUCAAACUUCCAUCAGAUGAGCUGCUGCUCUUCUAUAAAAUAGGCCCCGAGGUUCAAAAAUGGAGUGGAUGCAUGAAGCGGUCAAAUGACAAAGGUAUUACUUGGACAGAUAGAGAACAACUUCCUCCUGGUAUAUUAGGUCCUAUAAAGAAUAAGCCUAUCUUGCUGGAAAAUGGGCUCUUACUCUGUGGAUCCUCAGUUGAAAGUUGGAAUUCUUGGGGGUCAUGGGUGGAGGUUACAGCAGAUUUUGGUAUGUCAUGGAGAAAGUAUGGCCCAAUUUAUGUACCAAAUGAAAAUAUCAGUGUGAUUCAACCAGUUCCUUAUCAGACUACAAAAGGGACCUUGCGUGUUUUACUACGAUCCUUUGAGGAUAUUGGUAGAGUUUGUAUGUCAGAAUCCCAUGAUGGUGGCCAGAGCUGGGGUUACGCGAAACCUACUGAACUCCCCAAUCCAAACUCAGGUAUUGAUGGGGUUAAACUGAGAGAUGGUCGUUUCUUACUUGCUUAUAAUACAAUCUCAAGGGGUGUGCUUAAAGUCGCACUCUCUAUGGAUGAUGGUGACUCAUGGCUUGAUGUUUUGACAUUGGAGGAUAAUUUGGAAAUGGAGUUUUCAUAUCCAGCUGUUAUCCAGGCUAGUGAUGGGUUGGUGCACAUCACUUACACAUAUAAUAGAACACAGAUUAAGCAUGUAGUCCUAAAAUCAGACUGAAGCAACGUCAUAUUAGCACAAGAUCAAAGCACUGAACUACAUAUUGUCAUGUGAAACAAGAUUUGUGCACAAGUGAUUCCAACGCCCAGCCUAUCUAAUCAGGCGACAAGGGAUAGAAAUAUUGUCUUUGGUACUAGACCAUGGUUCAUACAAUGAAGUGUAAUAAAAUGAGAUAUUAAAGAAAGAGUUUGAAAAAGAGAAUUCACAAAGAAUACAGUGUGUGAACAAUUGGUUGUCUUCGAAAUUAUUAUCAUUUUUCAUUUAAUUGUCAAA